AUGGCUGGGCAUGUGUCUAUCCUCAAAGUGAUCCUUGAAUACGGGGCAAACGUGGAUUCUUGCGAUGGUGACGGGCGUACCGCCCUCCAUCAUGCAGCUGCAUCGGGGCAUGUGUCUAUCCUCAAAGUGAUCCUUGAACACGGGGCAAACGUGGAUUCUUGCAAUGGCGACGGGCGUACCGCCCUCUAUCAUGCAGCUGCAUCGGACCAGGUGGGAGCUACAGAUGCACUCAUCGAGGCCGGGGCGAACAUCAAGCUCAAAUCGACCGAAGGGUGGACACCGCUGCUCCGUGCCACAAUAUUCAACAAACGCGAAGCAAUGCUAGCCCUUUUCCGGCAUGGAGCUAUCGCUAGCACCUGUGAUGAUGUUGGACAACGCCAUUGCAACAGGUUUGCUUUCUCAAGUACCCCGGCCUAGAGUGGGGCGUGGAUCUGCUGUUGCGAUGGGGGGCGGACGAAACAGACUUGGACGACGCCGACGAGACACCGGCGACGAAGCUCCAUGAACUUCCAUCUUCUUGCGGUGACUGCCCCCUAGCUGAGGUCAAGCGCGUACGACUUUUGCUUACCCGCGCCCCGGCAGACAGAGCUUGGCGUCGACGGGGUUGGCUGGUCAUGC
Ectocarpus siliculosus is the source of this 618-nucleotide messenger RNA. NCBI's taxonomy places the organism in Eukaryota, Phaeophyceae, Ectocarpales, Ectocarpaceae. The record is from the annotation of a GenBank genome assembly.